AUGCCACGACGAGGGAUGUUCUUCCGCGCAGAUGGCUCCAACAUCCUCGAGCCAGAGGGGCCCAUUCUCUGGGUAACUGUACACUUCAGUAUGGCCAGCGGACGCUUCCGACCAACCAGCAGCGAGAGCAUGAUGCGGCUGGUGGCUGAGCGGUGCCGAUCCGGAGAUGCUACUAUUUCCCUCAGACCCCUGCAUCACGAUCAACCGUGCUGUCUGUCAUUGCCUGUAGGACGUGGGCCGCGACGUGAGCAUAUUCUGGGGUACGCAGCCGAUGUUGCUGAUUGGCAUUGGCUGGAGAUUGUUGCUUCUAGGGAGUGGGUAGACAUUGACCGCAUUCUUGCUUACCAGCCGUGGUGGGUUGGUGUUGCGUAG
Penicillium bovifimosum is the source of this 372-nucleotide messenger RNA. RefSeq lists its product as uncharacterized. The transcript has a single exon. NCBI's taxonomy places the organism in Eukaryota, Fungi, Ascomycota, Eurotiomycetes, Eurotiales, Aspergillaceae. Bases 1 to 372 code for a protein of 123 amino acids. The record is from RefSeq and is a predicted model, not a curated record.